Cuscuta epithymum is the source of this 4402-nucleotide messenger RNA. NCBI's taxonomy places the organism in Eukaryota, Viridiplantae, Streptophyta, Magnoliopsida, Solanales, Convolvulaceae. The record is from the annotation of a GenBank genome assembly.
AAGUAACACUAUGGGUGUGUAGUCAUCUAUGUGUUUAUCACCGGCUUGCUUAAUAUUCUGAAUAAGCUUGUUAAACACAUCUAGGUUCUCAUCUAUGUCCUUAGACAGGUCAAGCCUAAAUCUAAAGAACUUCUCAAGCAAAAACAAUUUACCAGGCAAAGAAGUAUCGGUAUACGUCUUAUCUAACUUGUCCCACAAAGCCUUUGCAGAAUCUAUAAUACCCACCUUCCUGAGUACUGAAUCAGAAAGGUUCAGGUAUAUAGAGGAACAAGCAGUUUCAUUCAUUUCAUCGCGCUUAGCAGCAUCCUCAGAGUCUAAAUAGAGACCAGUCACUGCUCUAUAGACUUUCUGUUGGAUCAACACACAUUUGAUUUUCUGUUUCCAGAUAUCAAAAUCUGUCUUUCCGUUAAAUGGAAGCAUGCCAUAUUGAUUGACAGCCAUAUUAACCGGAAAGCAAGCACAACACGCAAGAGAGUAAAUAAAAAUUAUCAAGCAAAGAAUAGUACGAAGCAACUAGCACGAACAAGCCGAGAAGACCAAUGAACGCAAGGCUCGGGUACAAUCUCCUUGUUCUUUCGUACAAGCAAGAUAAAAUUUUUAUUUACUCAACAGACAGAUAAAUGAUUAAUUAUAACCUAUAGGGCUAUCAAUUGUACGAAGCAACUAGCACGAACAAGCCGAGAAGACCAAUGAACACAAAGCUCGGGGUACAAUCUCCUUGUUCUUUCGUACAAGCACAAAUAGGCUAGAAUUAAAUCAAUAAGCAAAGAAACUGGAUUUAAAACUAAUCCGGACAGAAAUAUUCCCAACUUCGGACAACAAGUAUCCAAACAAAUAUUCUUAAUCGGAGAGUUUAUCCACGAAUCAAUACAGAAAAAUCAAAACUUAAAACGGAUUAAAUUUAAACCGAAAAGAGAUAUUCACAACUUUGGACACCAAGUAUCCAAACAAAAUACUCUUAACCGGAAAAUUAAUCCACAAAUCAAUCAACAGAAAAAACAAAAUUCAAACGGAUUAAAUUUAAACCGGAAGAAAUAUUCACAACUUUGGACAACGAGUAUCCAAACAAAAUAUUCUUCAACGGAAAAUUAAUCCACGGACCAACAAACAAGCAAUCACAAUUCAACUAACAAGCAAAGAGCAAUUCAACUUGAAAUUAAAACAAAUGAACUACGAAUAAGAAUCACACAAAGGAUUAGUAAACGUACCAGGGGCCGGGCACAGCCGGCUUCCAAGACCACGCAGGUCAGCAGCGGGGGAGCGGGGGAAUAAAAAAUCCGGUGGCACUCUGGUACUCCAAGGGUGUUUAUCGCCAAUUUACCUGAGCGGGGCCCGAGGUUGGGUUACCCGACUUACCGUAGGCAGCGUGGGCUGCUGUAGAGCACGGCGGCAAUGGACUGGACUGGCGGCAGCAGACUGAACCGGCGGCAGCAGGGCUGGACCGGUGAUGGCAGCAGCUUCUGGACUCCGGCAGAAGCUCUGGCUGGCUGGUUUGGCUCCUGGCAGACGGCGGCAGCACCCCUGGACCUCCGGUGACUUCUGGACAGCAGCGGACGGCGUCGACGCGGCGGCAGGCGGCGGCGUGGCGGCGGCAGACCUCUCCCGGCUCUGAUACCACUGUAAGAUGGCUACUCUUCCAGCUCAGGUCUCAAUCUUCAUCCACAAAGGAUGAUAAACCACUAAGAAUCACUAAAGGGGGAAUUGGGCGUCAGCCUUCAACCUUAUUUCCGGCCAAAUCAGUUUUGGCUCCACCGAGGAGCAAAGGGACGAGGUGCGUGAAAAGAGUAUCGGCCAGCCCAAUCGACAGGGAAGAGAAUAGCUUAAAUAGGAGAAGCAAUAAACUAUAGAAGGCAACUUACCUUCAAGGGAUUGAUGCCAGAAUAGCACUGGCUGGAACAAGGAAAGAAUCGCACCAGAGGGAGUAAGCCGAUCAAGAGACAAGUCGGUGCAAAUGGAUGGAUUUAAGAAUGGGUCUGGUGCAACCAUACCAAUAUUGGACUUAGGGAAAAAUAAGUGGGCCAAUACCUAACACCCAUUAGAUAUUCUUUGUCAGAGUUUGCACUUAUCACAGGGUUGAAGUGUUCAUUUCUCAAUCCAAAUUGGGAUGACGCAAAAGUAGAGGUUGAUGGAGAAAGUUGGGCAUCUUUUGUUGAAACUCACUGGCCAGAGGCAAUUUGUGAAGAAAGUUGUGAUGUGGUAAAUUAUCAUAGUGUAGUAAAUAGGUUCACACAACUUUGUAAGAAUCUCCGCAAAGAAAAAAACGAGAAUGCAAAAAAAAACGUGAUUGCUAUGGCGAAGUUAAUGUUCGUAGUCAUGGUAUUGUAUGCCAAGGAAGAUAGGAAAGCACAAAUUCCAGAGUGGAUGCUUGCAAAGGCUGCAUAUAAAGAAGACUUUGAUGCCUUUCCUUGGGGAACAUGGGCUUUUAUGCAUUCUCUUAAGGUGUUGGAAAAGAACCUUUGUGGGAAGAUGAAACGACUUGACGAAGGUGGCUCGAAAUCUUUCACAUAUGGUGGAUUUGUACUUGCGAUACCGAUUCUUGUGUAUGAGUGCAUUCCAUCUUUUGCUACUAAAUUUGCAAGAAGGAGGCCUCAAAUGAUACCCCCCGUCCCACGCAUUUGUUUAUGGAAGACAAGGUUUAGCAAAACAAAACCAACAAAUGUUGAGGUUAACGAGGCUUUGCUUUCUGUGACCGAAUUACAAAGUAUUCUUGUUCCGGAUGAGGUGGAGACACGGGCAGAAUGGAUGAGCACUUUCCAUAGUUUGAUUAGUACCCGUCAUGAUGCGAUAGAUGAUUAUGUUAAGGUGCUAGAAGAAUGUGUGACCACCGUAAGUCUAAAAAGGGAACAUAAUUAUGAUACAAAGAGGAGCGAGAAGAAAAUUAAGACUUCCUCACCAAAAAAUGUACCCCUUGCACCACAUCUUGUAAAAGACACUGCCUCAUCUCCAUCAAUUGGUGAAGGACCUCCAGUCCCACAUGUUGGGUGUUGUCUUCAGCCAAAAAGCAUGGCCACACCUUCUGGACACUCUCACACUCAUGAUAGUGAGUCAGAAUACCGCAUAAAAGAGUAUAUCCAUAAGAAGAUUGAUUUAUUGAGGGAUGAAUUCGAAAGCAAAAAUGAUGUUAUUAUAAAACUUCUUGAGAAGCUUAUUGCGAGGGGUGACGUGGUAGAGGUAGAGAAGGUUACCUCCAAUAAAAUCAGUGAAAUGUCAUCCAUGAAAAGAGAGAAUGUCGAAAAGGAAAAUACGUUGGAGGAUAAUAUGGUGGCGGAUGACCUCGUGUUGGAUGAACAAGACCAUCUUAGAGAUGAAAAUGUAGCCGGGGAACAAAGUAGCUUAUACCAUGUGCGUGGGGAGGAAGAGGUUGGAAAAGAGGUAUUGGGCCGUGGGCGUAGAAAGAAAGUUGAAUCUAGUUUACUACACACACCAUGGACUCGGAAUAAUCCAAAAAAAAAAGCCAAAACGGGUGAUUUCGUUAUCAACACCAAAAGAAGAAAAGCUAAGGUUUGUGGAGUUGUUAAUACAACAAAGGCUAGAGCAGAAAGUUGGCAUUGAAUGUCACAUGGAAGAAAGGUUUGAGAUUUCUGGCAUAGGGAAAAGAUGGUGGACUCAAUUAAUCACACCUGGUGAAUGGAUAGAGACAACGCAUAUGGGAGAGUAUUUAUAUGUUUUGCGGAGACGAGCAUUUUAUGAAUCUCAUUUAAUGAAGAUGGAUACCUUUGUUUUGAAUGAAUACUUCAGUGCAUGGUGCGAAAGAAGUCAUAUAACAUAUCCUGUCAUUGGGGACCGUCUUGAGAAGUACAUCAAAGGGGAGCUUAAAAUUCCGUUUUUAAAACCUUGGACGAAGGAGAUUCGGUCCGUUUAUUUUCCAUAUAGUAUAGAUUCUGGACAUUGGGUUGCGAUUAGAGCAGAUUUUGAUACAGGGUGUUUGACUGUGUUUGAUUCACUCAAGUCACACUGCACGGACAGUUAUCUUGAUAUUUUGUUGAGUCGUCUUCGGAGGAUAUUUCCUGUUUUAGCAAUGACUUCUGGACUCGACUCACAUACAAUGACUACAAAGCCAAUAUGGGAUGUGUGUAGACCUUGUGUUCCACAACAAACAACUAAUGAUUGUGGUGUUUUUGCAUUAAAGUUUAUUGAACUUGAUAUGCAAGGUGUUGGAUUUGACAGCUUGAAGGGGCUUCGGAGGGAAGAUAUGAAAAGACUUAGGUUACAAAUUGCAUAUCACAUUUGUAAGGAGAUUAAAAACAAACCAUAGUUUGUAUAUUAUAUGUAUUUUAUUUAUUUAGUGAAUGUAUAAUUACGAUUUAUGUCGAGUAGCUUUUAUGUGCUUGAUUAUGUUACUAAGUAUUUCUGAGUAUUUUAUAUGAUUGAAAUUAUCAUGAUGGUUGAAAAUGGGUAGAAC